GCAAAUAUGCCAUGCGAGACCUGGUCCACAGGCUUCCGGGUGGGAACAACAGCAACAAUGCAGCAAGCAAGGCCAUGUCAGAUGACACCGUGACAGCUGUGUGCUGCACCCUGCAUGAAGUGAUCACAAAGAACAUGGAAAAUGCCAAGGCCUUACGGGAUGCCGGCGGCAUCGAGAAGUUGGUUGGCAUCUCCAAAAGCAAAGGAGACAAACACUCUCCAAAGGUAGUCAAGGCCGCAUCUCAGGUCCUAAACAGCAUGUGGCAGUACCGAGAUCUGAGGAGUCUGUACAAAAAGGAUGGAUGGUCACAAUAUCACUUUGUAGCCUCAUCUUCAACCAUCGAGAGGGAUCGGCAAAGACCCUAUUCCUCCUCCCGCACACCCUCCAUCUCCCCUGUGCGUGUGUCUCCCAACAACCGCUCAGCAAGUGCCCCAGCUUCACCUCGGGAAAUGAUCAGCCUCAAAGAAAGGAAAACGGACUAUGAGUCCACUGGCAGCAAUGCCACCUACCACAGCACUAAAGGUGAACACACAUCCAGGAAAGACGCCAUGACAGCUCAAAACACUGGUAUUUCAACUUUGUAUAGGAAUUCGUAUGGUGCACCCACUGAAGACAUCAAACACAACCAG
Castor canadensis (American beaver) is the source of this 629-nucleotide messenger RNA. The record is from RefSeq and is a predicted model, not a curated record. Lineage: Eukaryota; Metazoa; Chordata; Mammalia; Rodentia; Castoridae.